GUAUGAAGAGUUGCGUUAUUGGUAUGACUGCUUGUGUUAUGAAGAAGACCUCAGGCAGUACAACCAAUAUAUUGUUGAGUACAGGAAGUGGGAAGAGGAGAAUCUGCACCCAGAAGACCUUCCACCAAUGCGGCCACCAAUGCGGCCACCGCCUCAGCGAACGUUUGUGAAUGAGGAUCGCUAUGUAAAGGCCAAGCACACAACUGUGUACCCAUCAGCAGAGCAGCUGGAUGCAGUGCAGAAGAUGGUGUCUAAUGUGGAGUGUGCCCUGAAGUCUGUCUCUGAUUGGUUAAAUGAAAAAGAGAGUAGUGCCGCAGAUGCUGGAAGUGGUUCUCCUCAAAGUAAACUGCGUGGUGUUUUGAGAGUGGGCCUGGUGGCUAAAGGACUCCUGCUGAAAGGUGACAUGGAGUUAGAGUUGGUGCUGCUGUCCAGGGAUAUGCCUACCAGUUCACUGCUCAGGCUGAUCUCUGGAAAACUCUCAGAAUUCAUAAAGGAUGUUACUGAGGAGAAAUACGUCAUCACUCCAUCGAUCCAAGAUGCUGCUAUUAUCGUUACUAGCCCAAAGGAGCCAAUUCUGAAACUGAGUAUCCAUCUGACCUCACCUGUGGUCAGGGAGCAGGUUAAAAAAGAGGCAUCUGGAGGUAUGAUCUCACUCUUUUUCUUUUUCGGACCUAAAAGACCUUCAGUACAUCGGAGGAGAGAAAAUAAAAAGUUAUGCAGUACAGUCCUGCUGCAUCAAAUGACAUUUUACUGUUCAACAUUGACAUUUCCGAACGUCACCUCUAAAGCGAUGCGAAGGGGGAGGCUGCCGCAGCUUUCGAUUCCGAUAAUAUUGAGCAUCCCUAAUUUAAUGUAUAGUAAAUACUGCAUGCCUCAUCUUUUAGUUAAAUACGUAUUGUAUACAAUGUCAGCCAUAUUGUUUUUCCAUAAUACCUGUGUUCUCCUGGCAGAAAGGCGCGAACCAGCAAAUGCCCUGAUGAAGCUGAACCAGCUGCGGCCUGGAACCCUCUACAGAUUGGCAUCACAGUCUGGGCCUGAACAUGAACCUCAGUUCACAAUGUCUGUAGAGGUGGAUGGAGUAACUUAUGAGGCUACAGGCCCCUCCAAACGCAGCGCCAAGCUUCAUGUUGCCCAGAAAGUUCUGCAAGCAUUAGGUGUGCCCUUGCCAUCAGAGGCCAAGCCUGCUGAUGAAAAUAAGAGCCAGUCUGUUGCUGCGACUGUGGUCACCGGUUCAGAUGAAACCACUCCUACAGGGUCUGAUGAUGGCACUGAGGGUGGCCCCGUCCUCACCAAACAUGGCAAGAAUCCCGUCAUGGAACUCAACGAGAAUCGGAGAAGUCUGAAAUAUGAACUUAUCUCUGUCAAGGGACGCUUCAACGACAAGACCUUCACCAUUGAGGAACCUGGUCAAAGUCAACAUGAGCAACUCAACAAACAGCUUUUUCCAGAAGGUUCUCCUGCAGACCCACUCAAAAAAAAGAAAUUCCCUGCUAUGGGCUAUGGUAUGGCAGGAGUGUCUUACAAUGCAGGAAAUCGAGGAAGAGGUAGAGGCAGAGGAUUCAACACUGGCAAGUUUGCAGGCUCCACCACUACUGCUGGAUUGACCCCAGCCCAGUCUGUUACCAACUCCAGCACACCUAUGAAUCCCCAGGAGGACCCGUCUGCAACCUCCACCAUCAGCGCGGCCACAUACCAAGCUGUACCACCACCAGUGACUAGCUAUUAUAAUCAGUACACCCAAUCCUAUUCACAAUUCAAAACACCCCUCAAUCAGGGCCAGAAUCAGACUCAGACUCAAAAUCAAAUCCAGAGCAAAACAACAAAUCAACAAGCUCCUCUUGUUGGGCCAGAUUACGGCUACGGAUAUCAAGGGCCUGGCAUGGGUAUGGGGGGACCACCUGAUUUCAAUUAUGCAGCAUACAAUGGACCACCUGGUACAGCAGCAUUCGGGCCACCUGGAACAACAAAUCAGAGCUAUAGCUUCACCCAGAGCGCCUACCCCAACCUGGGAGGCUACAGCAGUGGAGCCAAUAGUACAGACUACACAUACAGAUAAACAUAACACAUUUGGUCUCCCUGCUCAGUAAUAUGUACGGAUGCUCAUUCAAACAAUUGAGAAGUAAUUUCUGUAAUUCUAUAGCCUACAGUGUCCUCCUGAGUUGAAAUAUUUGCUCUAAAUCUUUUGAGAUUUUAUACUGUUUUGUGUUCAUGUUGCCAUUGGAACUGCACCUGAUUUUAGCAUGGUUUUGAUUCACCACUAGUUUCAGGAAAUAAUACAUCAGGAUGGAAGUUGUUUUCUGUCUGUGCCUAAAUGGUUGGUGUGACUCAAAUGGAAAUUGUCACACAGUUCUAUUUUUCCCCAAAAGGUAUAUUUAUGAUCAUCCUCUUGUUUU
This is a messenger RNA of Sinocyclocheilus grahami, 2393 nucleotides long. Its product is annotated as interleukin enhancer-binding factor 3 homolog. The record is from RefSeq and is a predicted model, not a curated record. The annotation marks the transcript as partial. The transcript is spliced from 13 exons. NCBI's taxonomy places the organism in Eukaryota, Metazoa, Chordata, Actinopteri, Cypriniformes, Cyprinidae. Gene Ontology annotation, cellular component: precatalytic spliceosome. Gene Ontology annotation, molecular function: double-stranded RNA binding; single-stranded RNA binding.